Molecule: messenger RNA, 432 nt
Organism: Puccinia triticina
Lineage: Eukaryota; Fungi; Basidiomycota; Pucciniomycetes; Pucciniales; Pucciniaceae
Exons: 4
Coding region: 1-432 (143 amino acids)
Source: RefSeq, a predicted model, not a curated record
AUGAGACUGUCAGGAAGUGGUGCCGAAGCGGAACAACAAACAAUCACCAUUGACCAGAUCAAAGUGAACCUGGACGCUUUCUUCAGGAAAUGCCCAGAAAAGGGCGGCUCUAUGAAAUUUUCAGAUAACCCCAAGGUCCUUCUGAAAAUCAGAAACCGCUCCCCACCAGGCUCAGCGUUUGAGGCAUACAAUCCUGAUUUCGAGCUUGAGAAACCCUACUGCUCUCAGUCCCCUGAAGCACCAAGUAUUGGAGACAACAACAACUGUAUCGAGGCCGUUGAAAGCCUCCAAACAGAUGCCCAGGGUCGUAUCAAAGCCAGAGGAAAUGGUGUAAUUACAGCUUUGAAAUCAUGUGGAGUGAGUCAAAAGCACAAACGCAAUAGAAAUGUUCAGAUGAUCAGGCAAACAAAUGGCACUAAUGACAAUUCCUGA